Messenger RNA from Suncus etruscus (white-toothed pygmy shrew), 3440 nucleotides. It is a transcript of the gene KIF19, whose product is annotated as kinesin family member 19. Gene Ontology annotation, biological process: microtubule-based movement. NCBI's taxonomy places the organism in Eukaryota, Metazoa, Chordata, Mammalia, Eulipotyphla, Soricidae. The transcript is spliced from 20 exons. Bases 222 to 3203 code for a protein of 993 amino acids. The record is from RefSeq and is a predicted model, not a curated record. Gene Ontology annotation, molecular function: microtubule motor activity; ATP binding; microtubule binding.
GCAGCCGGUGCGCAACGGAGGGCGCAGGCUCGGGGCUAAGCUUGGAGGCGGAGGCGAGGCGGGGGCGCCCUGGGGCCCUCCCUCGUCCCCGCCCCCGGUCAGUUGUUGGUUUCGGGUUGUCAGGCAGCGCCUGCCCAGCUGAGAACGACCCGACCCGGGCGCUGGGGGCGAGGUUGGGCCAUGCCAGCCCGAGCAGACUGAGCCUUUGCACCGCCGCCAGCAUGAAGGACAGCGGGGACUCUAAGAACCAGCAGCUGAUGGUGGCACUCAGGGUCCGGCCCAUCAGUGUGGCGGAGCUGGAGGAAGGGGCCACGCUCAUAGCCCACAAAGUGGACGAUCAGAUGGUGCUUCUCAUGGACCCCAUGGAGGACCCAGAUGACAUCCUGCGAGCUCAUCGCUCCCGCGAGAAGUCCUACCUGUUCGACGUGACUUUCGACUUUACUGCCACGCAGGAGAUGGUGUAUGAAGCCACCACCAAGAACCUCAUUGAGGGCAUUAUCUCAGGCUACAAUGCCACCGUCUUUGCCUAUGGCCCCACAGGCUGCGGGAAAACCUACACCAUGCUGGGCACCGACCACGAGCCAGGCAUCUACGUCCGGACCAUCAAUGACCUUUUCCGUGCCAUCGAAGAUUCCAGUGAUGACAUGGAGUACGAGGUGUCCAUGUCCUAUCUGGAGAUCUACAACGAGAUGAUCAGGGAUUUGCUCAACCCAGCCCUGGGCUUCCUGGAGUUGAGGGAGGACUCCAAAGGCGUGGUCCAGGUGGCGGGGAUCACCGAGGUCUCCACUAUAAACGCCAAAGAGAUCAUGCAGCUGCUGCUCAAGGGGAACCGGCAGCGCACGCAGGAGCCCACGGCGGCCAACCGCGCCUCCUCGCGGUCGCACGCGGUGCUGCAGGUGGCCGUGCGCCAGCGCAGCCGCCUCCGGGACGUGCUGCAGGAGGUGCGGCUCGGCCGCCUCUUCAUGAUCGACCUGGCCGGCUCCGAGCGCGCCGCCCAGACGCGGAACCGGGGCCAACGCAUGAAGGAGGGCGCCCACAUCAACCGCUCCCUGCUGGCGCUGGGAAACUGCAUCAAUGCGCUCAGCGACAAGGGCGCCAACAAGUACAUCAACUACCGUGACAGCAAGCUGACACGGCUGCUGAAGGACUCCUUGGGCGGAAACAGCCGAACCGUGAUGAUCGCCCACAUCAGCCCAGCCAGCAGUGCCUUUGAGGAAUCCCGGAACACGCUCACCUAUGCAGGCAGGGCCAAGAACAUCAGGACCAGGGUCAAGCAGAACCUCCUCAAUGUCUCCUACCACAUCGCCCAGUACAGCAGCAUUAUUGCUGACCUCCGGGGUGAGAUCCAGCGGCUGAAGUGCAAGAUUGACGGACAGAGCCGGCGGGGCCAGGCCCAGGGCCGGCUGGAGAGAGGUGACAUUCGCCAUAUUCAGGCCGAAGUGCAGCUGCACAGCGGACAGGGGGAGCAGGCGGCCAUGGGGCAACUUCGGGGGCAGCUUCUCAGCGCCUUCCAGGAGCAGAUGGAUGUUCGCAGACGCCUGCUGGAGCUGGAGCACCGUGCCAUGGAGUUGCAGAUCGACACAUCCCGACACCUGCUCACUAUCGCGGGCUGGGAGCACGAGAAGUCCCGGAGAACCCUCAAGUGGCGGGAGGAGCAGCGGAAGGAGUCCCUGACCAAGGAUGACAGUGAAAAGGACUCGGACACGGGUGAUGAGCAGCCCGACCUCCUGGAACCACCGGAGGUGGCAGCUGCCCGGGAAAGCAUCGCCGCCCUGGUGGGCGAACAGAAGAAGCUGAGCAAGCAGAAGCUGGCACUGGAGCAGCGCUGCCAGGAGCUGCGCGCUCGGGGUCGCCGCCUGGAGGAGACGCUGCCGAGGCGCAUCGGGUCCGAGGAGCAGCGUGAAGUGUUGAGUUUAUUGUGCCGCGUGCAUGAGCUGGAGGUGGAGAACACGGAGAUGCAAUCCUAUGCCCUGCUCCGAGACGGGGCCCUGCGCCACCGACGUGAGGCCGUGCGCCGUCUGGAACAGCACCGCAGCCUCUGCGAGGAGAUCAUCCAGGGCCAGCGGCAGAUCAUUGAUGACUACAACCUGGCCAUGCCUCAGCGCUUGGAGGAGCUUUACGAAGUGUACCUGCGGGAACUGGACGAAGGCAGCCUGGAGAGGGCCACUGUCAUGGACCGUGUGGCCUCCAGGGCGCUGCAGGACAGUUCCUUGCCCAAAAUUAGCCCAGCAGGAAAUACGCUCACCCCGGAAUCAGAUCCUGAGAGCGUGAAGAUGCGGAGUUCAGAAGGUCAAUGCCCCUCUCAGAGCUUCCUGCCUCCCCUCAGCUCAGAGAGCGAAGCCGACCGAGACCGCGUGUUCAAGGCCACUCCUCGAGCCUGGCAGCAGAAGGGCCCCACGGUGCCCACCCCACCCCCCAUCCAGAUGGGCAGCCUGGUCACCCAGGAGGACCCCCCUCAAGACACCCUGGCCAGCCCAAGCAGCCGUAUUGACUCCUCACCCAACGGCAGUGAGAACCGCUCAGCCAUCCCCUUGUCCCGCAAAGAGAGGAAGGCCAUUCUGACAGGCACCAAGUGCAUCUCAGUGAAGGCCGCCAGGAGACGCUCUCGGGCUCUGGCACCGCCGCCGGAGCGUACCAGCCUGUCCCUGCACUCGCUGAGCGAGGCGGAUGACUCUCAGCUCCCCCAGCCACUGGCCUGCAAGCGGCCAUCCAGCCCCACACUGCAACACGCCGCCAGUGAGGACAACCUGUCUAGCAGCACCGGCGAGGCCCCACCACGGGCGACCCGGCAGGGCAGCGACGGCCCUGGGCCCUGGCUGCCAGCCCCUAAGAAAAGUCUUGGCAAGAAACGGGAUUUGUCGCUGGAGGCGAAAAGGAAGAAGCGCAAGUCGCAGUCGUUCGAGGUCACAGGGCAAGGGCUCUCACGCCCCAAGACCCAUCUCCUGGCACCCCAAGCCACCGAGAGCAGCUCAGAACACAGAAUGCCAAUGUGUGGUUAUCCAGCCCCUGCCCUCCGCCAUCUUGGGAAGGUUUCGCAGCCAUUGGCCAAAGUCAAGUUUCCUCCAAGCCAGAAGGCGGGCCCCGGGAGCACCUCACCCCUCGCUGUUCCUGCCAAUGCAGCAACUAGUGCUCCUGGACGCACGGUCCAGGGGUCCCAUGGCACGAUCACUCACGUCAGAGAUGGGUGUUUCCGGCGUCACUGAGGGAUCCAAUCUGGUCCCAGCCCUCCUGUCCCUUGAACAGGAAGUAGGAGAUGGACCAGCUGGGGUACUAUGGGAGCAAGUUUCAGGGUCUAGGGCUCUUGAAAGACAAGAACUGAGGGGGGCCACCUGCCCCUAGAGAAGCCGUGGCCAUGAGGAUGUUUCUUGGGGUCUCUUCCCCCAGACUGGAACAGAACCUUGUUGCCAAACACCUAUAGGGGCCUGAUUUGGCAUGGGACA